AUGUAUUCUAGUCGAACCUCUAAACGAUUAGUGACCAUUGAUAGUACAGGUCAACUUCAAUUUCUAUAUAUUACUGAUGAAAAGUUUUGUAACGUCUCUUCACGUAUUUGUGUCAUUUGUGUAAAUUGUAAGAAGGAUGAGAUUCAAACAUUUGAAGAACAUUUCAACGAAUUAAAAACGCAACUUGGACCAAAUUAUUUAAUUGUAUAUCCGGAUAAGUAUGCUAUCAGAAAUAUCGAUGAAUUAUUAGAUACUAUAAAACGUAAUUCGGUUUAUUACAUGAUCGUUAGAGGUACAGCUGACGAAUGUUUCGAUUCAGAUAAUAUAUCAUAA
This is a messenger RNA of Didymodactylos carnosus, 333 nucleotides long. Lineage: Eukaryota; Metazoa; Rotifera; Eurotatoria; Philodinida; Philodinidae. The record is from the annotation of a GenBank genome assembly.